AAGGAGUGAUGUGUUGGCUGCCCUUUGUUCUGUAGACAUUCCCAAAUAGUUAGAUCAGGCCUUUAUAGUGUACAAUUCUUUCCACAGAAAUUUGAAACCCAUCAAAACAUUUGCAUUUCUUCAAGUAAAAGAUGAACCACCACUUUAGGGUCACUUCAUUUAUUUGUCUUAAUAUUUUUUUGUUCAGUUUAGGAGAGACUGUCAUAAAUAAUGGCGAACCUUGUUCACCUAAGGACACAAGGAAUGGUGGAGCUGUGGAGGAACCACUCCAGGCAGAAGAGAAUAAAUCUGCAGAUAUUUCAAAACAAAAAGAACAAUGCCUUGUACCAUGUGAUGCUCAAGCUAAAAUUUUACAAGGGGACAAACAUUACAUGUGCAGAAAUUUGCAGAACUCUCUUGCUGAAUAUGCCAGAAGCACAAAAAAACUUGUAAGAGACAUGAUGGAUGAUCAACAGUCUUCACUGGAUUACCUUUCUAAUCAGGUGAAUGAACUCAUGAACAAAAUUGUUCUUUUGAACACAGUAAUUUUGAGAAAACAUUUAGAUCCACUUCCUUACAAAGCAGUUCAAUCUCAUGGUUUGGACUGCACUCAUAUUAAAGAUACUGUUGGUUCCAUUUCAAAAACUCCAAGUGGUCUGUACAUUAUCCAUCCAGAAGGAUCAAAUUAUCCUUUUGAGGUUUUGUGUGACAUGGAUUUUCGAGGAGGUGGAUGGACUGUGGUUCAGAAAAGAACUGAUGGAAUCGUUAAGUUUCAGAGAACAUGGUCUGAAUAUCUGGAUGGAUUUGGUGACCUUACUGGAGAAUUUUGGCUUGGACUGAGGAAGAUUUUUGACAUAGUGAAUCAAAAAGCCACUCAUUUCAGUCUUUAUGUGGAUUUGGAAUCAGAAAAUGACAAACGUGCUUAUGCAUCAUAUGAUGGAUUUUGGAUAGAGGAUGAAGCAUGUUCUUUUAAGAUCCAUUUGGGGCAUUAUUCAGGAAAUGCUGGUGAUGCAUUUAGAGGAUAUAGAAGAGAAGAUAACCAAAAUUCCAUGCCUUUCAGCACUUUUGAUGUUGAUAAUGAUGGAUGCAGGCCAAUGUGCACUAUUAAAGGACAGCCAGUAAAGAGCUGCAGUAACUUCAGUGACAACACUGGAUGGUGGUUCAACAAGUGUGGCCUUGCAAAUCUUAAUGGUGUUCAUCGCUACACAGGUAGAUUCCUUGCAACUGGGAUUCACUGGGAUACAUGGACAAUGAACAAAAAACCAGUCAAAAUUAAAUCAGUUUCAAUGAAAAUUCGGAGAACCAAUUUUCCAUAUUUCCAUUAACAUAUGAAAACAGAAACAUAUCUCUCCUUGCAAUUAUGUGGAAUGAUGUAUCACAACACUCAUAAAUACCUUUCAUGUUCACUUGAACAGUUCAGUCCUAAAACUUCAUUAGAUACUUCUGUAAUACAAUUACUCAUUUUUAUUGUGAAACAUCAGCAUUUAUAGUGCUCCAGCUUGAGAAAGACCUGAGAAAAACUGGGUUUUCAGAAAAAGGAUUAAGCUGAGUGUUUGUCAGCUUUUAUUCAACUGCUUCUAAGAAAAUCUCAGAACCAGCAGAAAAAUCCAUAAAAAGAAAUGUAAUGCCGAUUUUUGAAUGUGCUCUUUCUAUUCUCUCCACAUAUAUAAACACAGAAGAAGUCUCAGCAAAUUUUAUUUUAAAAAAAGUACCAUUUUUAUCAUAAUAUUUUGGAAAAAUACUUAAUCUUAAAUUAAAUUUUCAGGAUGUUUUUCUUUCUAUAUUCCUUAUCAGGCAAGAGAACAAUUGUUUCAAUGUAUAAAUAAAGUUUUGUAUACCAUCAGGGCCCAACUUUUAUACAAGUAAGGCUGAUAGUGACAUUCAAGAACUAUGACUAAUUUUAUAUUUAAUUUUCACAGUCAAUGUAUUUCAUAAUCCAUUUUUGACUCUACCAUUGUCUAUUUCACAAUUGACUACAAAUGAAAAAAUUUUUUCAAAGAAAACUUACAGCUUUUCAUAUAACCUUUGCAGUUUUAAUUUUUUGAUAUAUAGGCCUGAUCUUAUGUUUUUCAUUCUUAGUGGCUUUCACUUUGUGAACGAUCAUGUGGUAAUGAAUAAAACCAACUUAAGUUGUGUGAGCGCAUUUAAAACUAAGGAUUGUGAUUCUUUGAAUUUCUGUCAGUAAAAAUACAAUAAUAGCAAUAAAAAUGUGAAUAUUGUCAGUACAGUGUUUCUGGAACUUGGCAUGAAAUCUGUAGCAGCUAGGCAUGGUAUUUCUCAUCUUUGCUUCAGUUUCAGCUCUGUAGUAGCAUGUGGGAUGAAAAUAGUUAAAAACUCCAUUAAAUUUC
Messenger RNA from Pseudopodoces humilis (Tibetan ground-tit), 2327 nucleotides. RefSeq names its product angiopoietin like 5 (gene ANGPTL5). The record is from RefSeq and is a predicted model, not a curated record. NCBI's taxonomy places the organism in Eukaryota, Metazoa, Chordata, Aves, Passeriformes, Paridae.